This is a messenger RNA of Myzus persicae (green peach aphid), 1505 nucleotides long. RefSeq names its product proton-coupled amino acid transporter 2-like. Gene Ontology annotation, molecular function: amino acid transmembrane transporter activity. The coding region runs from base 1 to 1371 and encodes 456 amino acids. The transcript has 9 exons. Gene Ontology annotation, cellular component: vacuolar membrane. The record is from RefSeq and is a predicted model, not a curated record. Lineage: Eukaryota; Metazoa; Arthropoda; Insecta; Hemiptera; Aphididae. Gene Ontology annotation, biological process: amino acid transmembrane transport.
AUGGAAACUGACAAAUUAAAUGAUACAGAAAAGAAAAGAAAAAGUGAUACUCAAGUUGCUGUGGUAGAAAUGAGAGAACUUAAUCACAGUUCGAGGCCAUCAAUAUCGGGAGAAAAUAAAACAUCAGGGUAUAUAGUAACGCUGAUGCACUUUAUAAAAGGAAACAUAGGCUGUGGAAUGUUGGCUAUGGGAGAAGCCUUUAAGAUUGGAGGCUUAUACCUUACAUUGUGUAUUCUGUUAUAUGUGUGGCUAAUUAGCCUCUGCAAUAUGCAUAUUUUGACUACAAUAAGUAAAAAAGUGCAGAUUCGUUUGCAAGCCAAACGUGCACCAACAUUUGGCGAUACCGUCGAAAAUGCAUUCAAAAUGUCUGACAAAUGGAUAUUUCGAAGUAUAUCAAAUUACAUUAAAAAGAUUGUUUUUUAUAACAUACUUAUCACACAACUUGGUUUCGGCAGUGUAUAUAUUCUUUUUAUCAGCACUUCAUUACAAAAGCUGUUACAUCAAUACUCAUAUGAGAUUAAUAUUCAAACAGUUAUAUUAUUUACAAUGCCUUUGAUAAUGGUAGGUGCAUGUUUGAGAAGAUUGCGAUUUAUAGCACCAUUAUCAACUGUGGCCAAUGUUGCAUUGAUUACUGGCGUUGUUACGAUAAUGUAUUAUAGCUGUUCUGGGCCAUCAGCUAAGAAUGUUAGAUAUUCAUAUGCUAAAUGGUCUGAAUUGCCAACGAUGUUUGGAAUAAUAAUGUUUAGUUUUGAAGGAACUGGAUUGGUUUUACCUCUUUUUGCGGAAAUUGACGAUGAUAAAAAGUUUACAUCGUGUUUUGGAGUCUUGAAUUUUGGUAUGGUAGCUGUAAUGAUGUUAAACGUGCCUUUGGGUAUGACUGGCUAUUCAAAAUGGGGAGAGGAAGUAAAAAGCAGUCUAACAUUGAAUUUACCACUUGAUCACGAAUUAACGCAAUUUGUAAUACUCAUGAUGAUAUUGGGUAUAGCUUGUUCAUAUGCACUUCAGUUUUACCUUGCAGCCGUAAUCGUCUAUAAUGACCUUGAAAAAUACUACGGCCCUUAUAACCAUCCUGCAGUAUGGGAUUAUAGCAUACGGAUAAGUUUAUGCCUUUUAACUUACCUGGCUGCCAGCACAGUCCCACAUUUGGACCUAUUCAUGUCGUUAGUGGGUUCUGUAACUUGUGUUGCUCUCACAAUGAUUUUCCCUGCACUAUCUAAUUUGGCGUUCCGGACGAAAGAUAAAAGUUCAUUUUUCAGUUCAGUUUUUGAUAUGAUAACCAUAUUUACAGCAGUGAUUGGUUCAGUCACCGGAAUCUACGCAAAUACAACUGCCAUUUAUGAAGCGUUCUCACAAAACCACAGUAAUGGCUAAAUCUGACUCAAACGUUUGGGGAGCAAUAAAAAGAAACAAUCACUAGACCAGUAAUUCUAUUGAACCAUUGAACUUGAAAACAUCAGAAACAACCAAGGAAAAAUGGUUCAUGCAAUGGUAUUAAAAAGUAAACC